UUCAGACUUUGGUCUCACUUCUCUUGGUGCCUUUGGAUCAAGAUGUUGAGCCCAGGGAUAGAUAUCAACAUUUUGGACUCUGAGGAUGAGAGCAUCACAUCUUCAGAGGAUGAACGAGAUAUUCAGGUUGAGAUUUUGGAGAAGCAACGAGAUGAAGCCAACCAGAGACUGUCUAAAAUGGAAGAAGCCUCCUCUCAGCUGUUGAAGGAGAUAGACGUGCUGGAGAUGCAGUUUGAGAUUGAACGCUCUUGUAGAGAGAGUGCCGAGGCUUUUGCUUUAAAGGUGACAAAAGAGAACAAAGUCUUAAAGAGAAGAAGCCAGGCCCUCCUGCCCCUGAUCCCAGAGCUGCCUGAAAAGCUUGCUGCUCUGAAUGCUGACCUGGAAGACGACCCUGGCUCUGACCUCAGCACUUCAGCAGAAACUGAAGAAGAUCCCCUAGUCAAAAGUCAGGCCCAGAUCAGAGAGCUACAGUCCUCAGUGGAUCAGCUUUUGGGUGAGAAGAUGCAACUGUGCGAGCAGAUAGAGGUCUUGAAAAAAGAGAAGGAGGAACUGAAAGAACAGCUUGCAGCAGAGGUCGAGGAGAAGGAGGCCAUUCUACGGAAAUUAGCUAAGCAGAGUCGAACGGUGAACAAGAUGAAAAGGGUGUCCCAACUUGUCACAGAAGAAUUUGCAGAAAUGUCCCAGAAGCUGGAAAUAGAGCAGGGGCUCAGGCACCAUGCUGAGAUUUUUGCACACCAGGUUUUGGUGAAGCAGAGGGAGAGCCACAGGCAGAGCAUGGCCAUUGUGCAGACUUCCGAGACGGAUGCACAGCUCAAGCAGGCCCUGGAGCAGGUGGCUCAAAUCAGCAAAGCACUGGAGGAGAUACGGCUCCAUCACCAACAACAGAGGAGUCAGUCUCAGUCAGCUAUGGAGGAGUUCAGUGCUCUCUCUGAGCUGCAGGUGAUCAGAGCCCAGUUGGAGACCAGCGAGAAAGAGCGGAUAAAGAUGGAGAAUCAGCUGAGAGAUUCACAAAGAACCGUGACAGCACUGCAGGAGGAAUUGAAGCAGCUUCAGGAUGGGGUGAAAGAGGCUCCUCCCCUUGAAUCUGCCCAGUCAAAUGUGGGCAAUGCUUCUCAGGCUCCUCCCCAUCCUCCCCCUCCUCGUCCACCACCACCUCCCCCUCCUCCUCCACCACCACCUCCCCCUCCUGUCCUCUCUACACCACCUACGGACCCACUGGAUGCUUUGAGAAACAGAAAGAAAGGUGGAAGCACUGCAACUGAUUCUAAGAAGCCUGUGCUGUCGAUGGAAGUGAAAGCCAGAGCAGUGGAUGAAAUGAUGGAGAGAAUUAAGAAAGGGAUCAUUCUGAAGCCCACCCAGAAGCCACCACAGGCUAGCUUAGAGGAGGAGACUGCAUGGAAGGACCAAAGAAGUGAGAAGAGGAAGUCUGCUGUGCUUGAGUUACAGGGAAUGCUGGAUUCCAUGAAGCGACCUGGUCACAGAAGGGUGAUGUCCAGGAAACGGAUUAGUCGUAAUGUUGGGGAGGCGGAGCUUCAGCUUGUCUUGCAAAGAAGAAGGCGGGCUAUGGGGGACGAGAAAGGGGCUCCUCCCUCCACCACACCAAAAACCCAAGAUCCACCUCCUGCAGCCCCAGCCUCGAGCUCGUCUCCCUGGCAAGCAGAAGGUGGCACUGCCCCAGUCCUCCGGAGACUGAAGCAGAACCAGGAGAAGAGGAGCUCACGCAUUAGAGCAUCAGAGUGCAUCCUCUGGGAGGACAACUGAAGAUGAAAGAGUGUCUCUCUGCAGUAAUCAAAGUGUAAUUUUGUUUAAAGCAGGCAGUUAAAGGACCCAACCACUGUAAUACUGAAAAUACAGAUGCAAGGUGUCAUGUUCUAUGUUGAAGGUGAAUUGUGCUUAAUGUGGCACAAAAAAGUGUCAAAUAUGGGGUUCAGCUGCACUGGCCUACAGAAAAGUUCUGUCUGAAAGUACAACAAAAAUCUAUAUUUCUGAUUCCAGUCGAUAGCAAAUUUGAAAUAAAUUGGGAUGUGAAGCUGUA
Colossoma macropomum (tambaqui) is the source of this 2035-nucleotide messenger RNA. It is a transcript of the gene shtn2, whose product is annotated as shootin 2. The coding region runs from base 43 to 1761 and encodes 572 amino acids. The transcript is spliced from 17 exons. The record is from RefSeq and is a predicted model, not a curated record. NCBI's taxonomy places the organism in Eukaryota, Metazoa, Chordata, Actinopteri, Characiformes, Serrasalmidae.